AUGGUUGACUCCGGCGUGGCGAUAGCUCUCGGCGUGGUCGGGUUCCUCGUGGUGGUGCUCGCGAUCGCCUGGGCAGUGCGCUGCGCCGUCGCCCGGCGCCACGCCGAGGAGGCGAAGGAGGCCGUCGGCGUCGGCGCGGGGCUGCUGGACAAGGAGGCCGUCGGCGUCGGCGCGGGGCUGCUGGACAAGGAGGCCGUCGGCGUCGGCGCGGGGCUGCUGGACAAGGAGGCCGUCGUCGUCGACGUCGAGACCAAGCGCGAGGAGCCGCUCUGCGCGAUAUGCAAGGGGCCGCUGGCGGUGGGCGGGGGCAGGUGCCGGCGGCUGCGCGCGUGCGGCCACGUCUACCACGCCGAGUGCGUCGACCUGUGGCUCCAGCGGAAGCCGAUCUGCCCGCUGUGCCGGGCCAGCGUCGUGCUGUCGCGGACGGACAUCGUCGACGCGAUCGUGUGA
This is a messenger RNA of Triticum turgidum subsp. durum (durum wheat), 450 nucleotides long. The record is from the annotation of a GenBank genome assembly. Lineage: Eukaryota; Viridiplantae; Streptophyta; Magnoliopsida; Poales; Poaceae.